Messenger RNA from Mercenaria mercenaria, 3605 nucleotides. Its product is annotated as protein THEM6-like. NCBI's taxonomy places the organism in Eukaryota, Metazoa, Mollusca, Bivalvia, Venerida, Veneridae. The transcript is spliced from 3 exons. The coding region runs from base 679 to 1167 and encodes 162 amino acids. The record is from RefSeq and is a predicted model, not a curated record.
ACAUCUGUAAAAUAGCCGUUCUACAUGAAGAUUGUAUAUUUAUAAAAUAACCGUUGUAUUGGAAGUUAUAGAUCUGUGAAAUAAACAUAUAAUCAACCACGUGUACAAAUGAAUUACACAUGUUUAUAUUUGAUAUUGUGCAUUCUGACUGGUGUUUUGUGGAUGUUCAAUGGUUUUCUGUGUAUUGUGGUUGGGUUGUUUAUAUGUUUAACUUGUGAUGUUCAUGCAAUAUGGAGGAACGUGCUGGUAUUACCAAUCUGACUGAAGUACUUGAUCUUCUAAACGAAGAUCUGAGAACGACCCAUUCACAUACGUCUUCUGUAUAUUUUGGAUUUCCAGUAUUGCUAUUUUUAUUUUAACCAAUCAGACGACUUGUUCGAAUGCCAAAGAGUAAGAAAAAUAUGCGGUUAUUUCAAGGCUCGAACCCGGGACCCCUCGCUUACAAAGCAAGUGGCCAACCGACUGAGCUAACCGGUCAUCUGACACAAUACGACAUCAGAAUUGUAAAUAUUAAAAGUCAAGGCUACAGGUAGAUUUGCAAAAUGUUGUAAGCUAGGCUCAGAUUGGCUAGCGAAAGGGUCGUCAGAACGAGGCCAUGAAUAGGUCGUUCUCAGAUCCUAUGCGUAGCGUAAUAGGAUAUGUACUUUAGUCAGAUUGCUGGUAUUACAUUUCUGCAAGAUGAGGAGAAGGUAUAAACCUAAGAAAUUGAUGGACACCAAUAUCUUCAAAGUGAUAUGUUUGCCAACAGACGUUGAUAUAGGUCUACAGAUAACAACUGGACGACUCCUGCGCGAAUGUGGCUUUGGUCAAACUGAAUUCUGGGUAGAGAAUUUCGUCCAUGAUGCGUUGGCAACUCUGAAAGGAGAAAUAAAAGUUACAGCAUAUCAUAUGACAUAUGAAUACCCGAUUAAGAUGUUUGAAACAUUCAAAAUAAUUGCUAAGAUUGUAUACUGGGAUGAUACGUCAUGUUAUAUGAAGCAGACAGUGAUGAGGAACCUUGAUAAGAAGGAAUGUGCAACAAUUUUAUCAAUCCACAGACUGACUGGAGUAACAACGUCACAAGUACUAAAUGUUUUGGGAAAGGAUUGUGUCCAAAGUAAACAAGUUCUAUCGAAUUUGGUUCGUAAGCUUCAAGAAAUAAACAUGGAUAUUUCUAAGAAGCUAUAAAGUUAAAUUAGUUAAUGCAUUUCAAGCUUCAGCUGUGUCAUCAAGUGCAUUGGACAAUGACAUAAACUAUGCAUGGAACUAAACCUGGAAAAGGAAAUAAAUCAUGUUCACACUGAUGAACCUUAUAGGUUAAAUUUGCUUGCACAUUUUAAAUAAUCAAAUUAUUUAAGGAUACUCUAAGGGGUGAAACAUUUUUGGACAUUGUUUUAGUUUCUUUUUCAUAUCAAUUCACUAUACUUUCCUCUAUUAGAUGCAAAAAAAUAAAAAUAAAUAAUAAAAGUUCAACUAUAAAACCUCCAUUUGAUUAAUUUCCAGGAUAAACAGUAAAUAUUUGACAUGUGUUUACAAUAACACUCUUCUGAAAAGAACAGCAAGGCUAUAAAUUUAUUCACAGUACUCGGACCAUCAGCUUAGUAUCUGAUUUCCUGAAUCUCAAUACUGAUAAUAGGUGGGCCGAUGAUCUAGUGGAAACACGCUUGACUGUCAGUCCAGAGGUCCGGGGUUCGAAUCCCGGUCCAGGCAAUGGAAAGUUCUGAGAUGCUCUUCUUGAGUGUCUCCCACCUAACUAGAGGCCUGUACUGGUUCUUCCCAGGAAAAACGGCUUCGCGUGUAUCGGUGCUAUACACCGGGCACGUUAAAGAACCAGACUGUCUAUUCGAAAAGAGCUAGGCUAAGUUAACCGGACACAUCUGUAUCUGAAAAGUUCUCUCUGUCUGUUCUAGGGGCCUUAUCUCACUCUGUCCCGCUGGUCAGGUCGCUCUGUGUCUGUACUAGUAGCGCCCUGUGUGGCUGCAGUAUAUGUAAAGCACCCUUGAACGUGUUUAUCAUGAAAAGGGCGAUAAAUAAACCUGGUAUAAUAAUAAAUAAUAAUAAGAAGAAGAAGAAUGUGGUCAUCCAAGGCUCUAGAGGGAGCAUUAGUGGGAGUUAUAUUGCUUUGAGUAACUGAUUUUCACCAGCUAGAUAUAAUGGCUUUUUACUGGCUGUCUUUGUGGAAAGGCCUAAUUAUUUGUGAAUAUUAAGUAUUAAUAAUGUUAUUAAUACAUGGCAGGAUGAGCUAUAAAAUUGUAUCACAUUGAGCCCAUUCUUGAAUUAUAUCACGUUUAAUUCAAUGGGGGGAAGGAAACAGAAAAAUAAUUGAUUUGUCUGUGACUCUUUUUUUCCUGGCAAUUUAGGACAAAAUUGUGAAACACUUUGAUAGUUUAUUGACCUCCCAUACUGCACACACAGUUGUGGCUCAUUCGAAGUACAUGUACUGAUGAGAGAUUUGAAUCUGUUUGAAGAUGACAAGAGAGUUUUACCUAUUUGGUUAUAUUCAAAGAGUCUCUCAAUGCACAAAUGUUAUUAAAAUAGUACCAUAGUAUAUUUCUAUCUUUUACCUUCAAUUUGGUAUGCUACACUUUAUGGUUUUUUUUCUGAGAAAUGUGGAGAAAACUCUAAUUACCGUUUGCAUAAUAAAUGUUAAAACAGGUCACCCCUCCACCCCUUAGAGUUUCCUUAAGCGCCACUGAAGUCAUUGUUUAUGUAUCAAGAUACAUCUGCACAUAUUGAUAAUAAGUCUAACGAUAUACUACGCACAGUGUGGUUCGGACUCUGUUUGCGGUGUUUUCAGUGACUCAAGGGAGUCUAUUCCUACAUUCUAUUUUAUGGAAUAUGAUCGGGUUAAGCGUGUCAUUUCCCAGUGGGAUUUUGCCAUUGACUAUUUCAAUGCAAUUCUCCAUUUGAAUGUUUUGUCCUUGUUGUAUAAUAAUUAUUUAUUUUCUGUAUGUAAUAUAUCAUUGUACACAGUGUUGUUUGGUUUCUUUUUGUGGAGGCUGUGAUAGUGAAACAAUGUCAUCCCUUUUUUAUUUCGUUUACUAUCAAUUGAAUAUCAAUAUGAAAACAAGAAAUACAAAACAUUCUAAAAAUCAUUCGGAUAAUGUUACUUUAAAAUGACUGCAUUCAAUUCUAUUAAUAUCAUUAAUGUUGUUAUUUCCUAUAACUUGCAGACUAAUUGAACCUUAAAUACCCGUUCUGUUUGGACAUAUGUAUUAUGUAUAUAAAAUAGUAUAGAACAAUGAACCACACAAAUGAAUGACAUACAUUCUUAUGAGUGCAGUACAAUUGGUGCUCUGUGCAUUCACAGUUAGUUUCUUUGUAUUUUGAUUACGCUGUUUAUAUGUUAAGUUGUGCAAGAAAGUGUCCCAUGUAUAACUAUAAUUAAUUCCGACAUUUUAACCACCAUUAUAUGCGCAAAAGUCUUGAGCCUUCCUCUCUUAGUUUUUGACCGACUCUUCUUUUAAACAUUUAUCAGUGCAUGUUUAUUCAUAUAUAGAGAUGCUUAUUCACAAUUAGUUCAUUGUUGUUUAAAAGAUACAAGUAAAAACUGUUUUAGUUUUCGGUGUAUAUAUGUAUAUUUUACAUACUCUAUGUUUAUCUGUCAUAACAAAUUAUUAACAAUU